AUGUUUGUCGAUAUCGUAAGUGGUCCGUCCGACUCUGCUCUCCCACUCCGCCACGUGUCUUCCAGAAAAGUAAAUCCUUGAAGGCCACUUUUGAGUUCGUCAUCAGAGCCGUCGCGUUUCUCAUUCUCUUCUACUUUCUCAAGUGAGUCAUUCAUUCCCUCGCCUCCACCUCCGCCAUUCUCCAUUCUUAGGAGAAGAAUCAAGACGAAUAAACUCGAGCGUCGGUUGAGGCUUUUAGAACGCAAACACGAGAACGAGUGAGUCACCCACCCUCUUUCCCUUUCCUUCUGGAGGAGAGACCAUCUCACCUUUCACCCCUUCAGAUGGAUCCUUCUCGAGCCGACGCACUUUUUGAGUAAACUUGAUGCGAUGCGGUGUCCUUCGGCCGAAUGCGACGAGGAAUGA
Caenorhabditis sp. 36 PRJEB53466 is the source of this 405-nucleotide messenger RNA. NCBI's taxonomy places the organism in Eukaryota, Metazoa, Nematoda, Chromadorea, Rhabditida, Rhabditidae. The record is from the annotation of a GenBank genome assembly.